Trypanosoma theileri is the source of this 3204-nucleotide messenger RNA. RefSeq lists its product as uncharacterized. The record is from RefSeq and is a predicted model, not a curated record. Gene Ontology annotation, cellular component: nucleus. Bases 1 to 3204 code for a protein of 1067 amino acids. Gene Ontology annotation, molecular function: flap-structured DNA binding; 5'-flap endonuclease activity; 5'-3' exonuclease activity. NCBI's taxonomy places the organism in Eukaryota, Euglenozoa, Kinetoplastea, Trypanosomatida, Trypanosomatidae. Gene Ontology annotation, biological process: interstrand cross-link repair. The transcript has a single exon.
AUGAUAAAAAAGGAUGGUUCUUCUGAUUCCAUACUGUGGGAAAUGACCCCAACGCCAUUGGUGGAAGCUUUCCAUACAGCCAUGUGGUUUCUCCUGCAAUACUAUAGAAAUGUGGUGCACAUGAGAGAUCUACUCACAUGGCGUAGGCUCUUGAUGAUACCAGAAACUACAAUCUCUGGUAAACUGACUCCAGCUGGUUAUGCAGAGGAAUUGGAAUUAUUGUUGCGCCUUUCUUUGCGAACAGCCACUUGGAUAAGAGUGCGGCAAAUAGAGGAGAAGUAUGCGGAGUACAUGCACGUUAGACCCGCACUCUCUCGGCUUACAAGACAUUCUUCUUCUUCUUAUACUACUAAUACUAAUAUUACUAAUAUUACUAAUAUUGAAGAAAAAAAUGAGGGACGAGAGGAAGAAGAGGAAGAAGAAGUGCUGUUGGGCGUUUUCAAUGGAAUAUAUAUUGCCAAGUCUCUCUCUUCAGCUGAUAAGACGACUACUACUAGAGAGAUCCUGCGAACGGCGAGAGUGAGUGAAUUGCGGCAACUCGUCCAGUUACAAUCAUUGCCGAGGCGGAAGCCGCAAUCUCCGUUUAUAAAUAACUUGAGAAACGAGGAAGAAGUCCAUCAGAAUGAUAAUGAUAAUAAUAAUGAUUUCCUAGAAAUGGAUUCAUCUGUAGCUGGUAGAACUUCUUCUUCUGUAGGGCGAAGUUCCUCUGCAAUACCAUCACGAAAAGAGGAAUUAAUUGAUCGUAUUCUCUUAAUAAAGUGUCAUGAAUCCACAUUUGCGGAAGCAUGGGAUACUCUCAUUGGUCCUAUUUGUAAAGUUAAUCAAUCAUUUAAAGCCAGUGUAGAGAAAUUCUGUGAAAUGCUCCAUGUAAUGAUAUCUCCUUGUGGAAUUGGUGGUCUCAUUUCAGGAAUGAAUGCCUUUUCUCUGAUUUAUCCACCUUCUAUCUCUCUUUUCUUCUUGGCGCCUAAAUUAAUCGCACGACGACGAGAAGAAGAAGAAGAAAUUGAAGUUGAUGUUGAUGUUGUUGUUGGUGGUAGUAGUAGUAUACACACAUCGUCUGUGCCACCGUGGUGGACGCGAAGUGUAAAUACUGAAGAGUUGUAUACAUUCUCUGUGCCACUUUGUUUAUUUUCCUCUUCUGAAACCCUUGAAAGUUACUUGCAGGCCUUGCGUGUACAUCACAAAUUACUCCAAGCGAAUGAAGGGAGGACGUGGAGGCGUUGGAAUAUGAAUUUUAUCAUGACCCUUCACAAUAAUAUAGAAGCUGGAAUCUUUCAAUUACAACAACAAGAAUUACAAGAUCAUAAGCAGCAGAAAAAUCUGCGAUUAUCGUCGAAUGAUAUUACAAAUCAAAGAGGAGAAAUAUUACAGAAAAAGAAUCCUCUCAAAGAUUCAUUUUAUGUGGAUGAGAAACUAAGUUAUAAUAUGCCUACAGUGGAAAGUCUACUUCAACAAGGUGGAUUAUUAUAUGAACAUCUUCUUCCUUUUCUUCCUAAACAUGCCUGGUUUGCUUGUGCAGAGCUCUUGAUAGAAGUAUUGCAAUAUAAUAAAAAGUGGGAUUUGGCGAAUAAGUGGCUCUGGCGAUUAUUAAAUGAACCUGUUCAUGCUGUGAUCUCACCAUGUGGAUCAGUGAACUUACCCUUCUAUUAUCGUUUCCAGAAACGUGGAGAGUGGUGGCAUCGAAUGGCUCAAAAUCUUCAGCAUUUGGGUAAUAAAAAGGAAGCAUUAGAACUUCUUAUAUCGCAACAGAAAGACUGGCGGGAACAGGAAACGGCAAAAAAUUAUUUUAAGAUGGAAAAACCAGAAAGUCUUCCUGUUUCUAUACAACGACGUGCCCGUAUCCUACGUGCACUCUUUCCACCUAUGAAAACAACGAAUGAGGAGAAAUCUUCACAGCAGAAAAAUCUGGCAUUAUAUAAUGCGAUUGGUGAAUAUCAUCGAUUACAUUUUUGUCGACGGUCAGAUCGUAUUGCCAUUGAGGGAAUGUUAGCGAAUCUACACAAAUCGCUACGUCGUUGGACUCCCUUUCCUUCUUCUUAUAUGAGUUUUACCAAACACUUACUGAGAGCGAAGGAGAUCACAAUACAUGCUUCCCGAGAUCCAGUCCAUCAUACACUUUGGAGUAAUCCACAUCAUACAUGGGACGCUUGUCAAGUAGAGGAAUAUGUACUCCGUUGGUUUGGGGCCACCAGACAUUCUUCAUUUCACUCAUUGAAGAAUGAGGAUAAGAAGAAGAUGAUGAAUAAAGAUAAUGAGAGUUGGAUUGGAAUUCAUUGUGAGGGACGUUGGAUUGAGUGUUUAGCACGUCUCCUCUUUCAGGAUGCUUAUUUUUUAAAUCCUGAUACUGAAGAAGAUAAGGAGAUCUCUGGAUCACCACAGUUUGUUUGGCUCUCUCAAAUACAGAAUGAACCACUGGAUCUCAGUACGUCUAUUAGUUUUGUUUGUCGGCGUCAGAAAAUCAUAGAAGAGCGAUUAAAGUUUUUUGAACAGUGUCCUCGAGACACACUUAUUGAAUACGUUAAACAGUCAUGUCGAUAUAGUAGGGAUCCACCAGUUCCUGCAAAUCGCAUAGAUAAUACAGUAAAUACUCCCAAGGAAUCAUUUCAUGAGAAUAUAGAUGAGAAUGAGAAUGAGGAGGAAGUAAGUUUACUGGGGAGUGAAGAUGAUGAAAAUACAAUACUUCCUGGUCAGUUAACACAACAGAAAGAUGAUGAGGAGGAUCAACAAGAAGAAAAAGAAAAAGAAAAGAAGAAGGGAUCAUCUUUUUCCUUCUUUCCCUCUUCCUCUGUGGGACAUCGGGUAGAUAUUGGGGAUUUCCCUUUAUUAAGUCUAUUACAAUCCAUCCCACAAGGUCCUUUAUGUGCUCUCCUCCGCUGUAUUUAUCUCUCCCCAUCGGAGAGUGGUUACAAUAUCUCUUUCUCUGGUUUUCCAGAUCUCGUCUUGUGGCGCGAAACCCCAUCUCUGUUCAGUGAGACUAAUUUUAAAUUAGUGGAGGUGAAGGGCCCAAACGACACAUUAAGUACUAAGCAGAUUGCCGUUAUUGAUACAUUGUGUAGAUGUGGAUUUGAUGUCUCUGUCGCUCGUGUUGUAGACAUGAAUGAAGGAAUGGAAAAUAAAGGUAGACGUAGUGGUAAUCAAGUUUCCCCGGAUACUGUGGAUGAUGUUAUCUUGUUAGAUGCUGAACCACACACACCCAGGGUGUGA